Messenger RNA from Stereum hirsutum FP-91666 SS1, 870 nucleotides. RefSeq lists its product as uncharacterized. The record is from RefSeq and is a predicted model, not a curated record. The transcript has 4 exons. The coding region runs from base 1 to 720 and encodes 239 amino acids. NCBI's taxonomy places the organism in Eukaryota, Fungi, Basidiomycota, Agaricomycetes, Russulales, Stereaceae.
AUGUUCACGAAGACCGUUGCAUUCCUAUGCCUUGGUGUUGCUCUCGCGGCUUCACCGACCCUGGCAUCCUGCCCCGUCCCGGCGUCCGCUCUCAAGGUCCCGUCCAAUCAGACGGCCCUCGUCGCUCCCACCUUUCCCCCGUCUUUCGUGGCUCUGGGCGUCGGUGUUCAGAACUACACCUGCUCUAACACAUCCACUUACACCAAUGUCGGUGCCGUCGCAGAACUCUUCGACAUCUCUUGUGUCGUUGAUACCGCCAUCUCUCCAUACCUGACCUCUGCCAUUGAAGCGCUGUGGUCUGCUAUUCCAUCCAACAUCCUGAACACAACGGAACUCAUUAGCAAACUUGGAUUUCUCGGCAAUCCUGACGUCCUCGGGCAGCACUACUUCGUACCCAAUCCUGCCACCGGCUCUGGUACCUCACCGAAAUUCGAUUUCACGAGCGCGAGAUUCAACGGUGUAGCGGAUGCAUUUGUAGUGUUAGCCAGGACUGGAGAUAUACCUUCACCGGAUGACAAGAGUGUGGAUAUAGAUUGGUUGUACUUGACCGCAUUGUCGUAUGCGGGUCAGGGAAAAUUGGCGAAAUCGGUAUUUAGGGUUGAAACGGCGGGAGGACAGCCGCCUGCCUCGUGCAACGGCACUGACAGCAUCUCGGUCAAAUAUGUUGCGGAGUACUGGUUCUACAACACAACGCUCCCCGCCAGCGUUCUCGACAACUGAAAGGACCUCAUAUUUAGGCAUGAGAGCGGCAAACCAUUCAGGGGCUUACUUCUCAUGCUUUCUAUUCGAUUUCACUUUCAUUGAAAUCUAUCGGUUUUCACUUCUAUGAUUUAUCUAUUCCUCACCUACCGCCGUUCUCUCGUCCACCUU